Molecule: messenger RNA, 3456 nt
Organism: Lates calcarifer (barramundi perch)
Lineage: Eukaryota; Metazoa; Chordata; Actinopteri; Centropomidae
Gene: hbs1l
Product: HBS1-like translational GTPase
Exons: 18
Coding region: 298-2409 (703 amino acids)
Biological process (GO): translation
Molecular function (GO): GTP binding; GTPase activity
Source: RefSeq, a predicted model, not a curated record
AGAGAGAGAGAGAGAGAGAGAAUUGUAUUUAUCCAAGUUUUAAAUUUUUCUUUUAUUGAUUACAUUGUUGACCAUCAAGCAAAAGACAUUAAUGUGGCAUUUAAAAAACUUAAAAAAAACCUUCGAUGUGAUGUAUGAAUAUCUGAAGUUGCGGGAUCAAAUCUGACGUGCCUCCUGCCGUAACUUCACACGCAGCGGCAGCAGCAGCAAUGGCAGCCAGGCAGUGAGACACAUGCCACAACAGUCUGUGAGCCGAAAAACAUUUUCGCUGGGGGCGAGAGACGACACAUAAGCAAAAUGUCUCGGCACAGAAAUGUCCGAGGUUACAACUACGAUGAAGACUUUGAAGAUGAUGACAUGUAUGGACAGUCUGUGGAUGAUGACUACUGCUGUAUAUCACCAGCAACAGCAAAUCAGUUCAUCUACUCGCGUCAAGAGAGGCAAGCACCAAAGGAGGAGCCUUUAGAAGAGGAAGAAUAUGAAGAUGAAGAUGUUCCCAUGUCCCCUACCAUCAGUCACAACCUUGACCCUCUUGAUCAAGCCAAGCUGUAUUCUUGUCUGGACCAUAUGCGAGCAGUGCUGGGAGAUGCAGUACCAGACUCAGUCCUGAGCCAAGCAGCCAUAAGAUAUGGAUUUGAUCCACAGAGGGCACUAGAUGCAGUCCUGUCUGAAGACACUAAAACAGCCCCGGUUAAACGGAGUGCCAAUGAAGAGACAGCUCCAGUAGCAAGAGUUAGCCUGGAGCAAGCACCGCUUCCACAAAGAAUCAAACCAGAGGCCGUGGCUGAAAAAGCAAAAAGCAGAGAUGCAUCUCACAAUAAACUGGACUCCGAAGUGGUGCCCAAAGUGGCUCGCAUGACAGUCUCUGGCAAGAAGCAGACCAUGGGCUUUGAUGUUCCCAGCACAGGGGAGAACGGCGGUGUCACUGCUUCAGUCCGCCGUGGGGCCAGUCCUGAAAAUGCCACCAUAACAGCCACCACAGAGGCCACCUCAAAACGUCCCGAGACCCCAUCCAAAGGGUCAAAUGGAGACGAGCCUUCUGCGGCUCCCACUCCAGGCCGCUCCUCCGGGAAGUCCCGGCAAGCCAUCAACGUCAAGGCUGAGCUGGAGAAGAGACAGGGGGGCAAACCUCUGCUAAAUUUGGUGGUUAUAGGUCACGUGGAUGCAGGUAAAAGCACACUGAUGGGCCACCUGCUUUAUCUGCUGGGCAAUGUCAAUAAACGUACCAUGCACAAGUACGAGCAGGAGUCCAAGAAGGCGGGCAAGGCCUCCUUUGCCUAUGCUUGGGUCCUGGAUGAAACUGGCGAGGAGAGGGACAGAGGUGUGACAAUGGAUGUGGGCAUGACCAAGUUUGAGACCAGUUCUAAGGUAGUGACCCUAAUGGAUGCACCUGGACACAAAGACUUCAUCCCCAACAUGAUUACAGGAGCUGCACAGGCCGAUGUGGCGGUGCUCGUGGUGGAUGCCAGCAGAGGAGAGUUUGAGGCGGGCUUCGAGGCGGGCGGACAGACCAGAGAGCAUGCCCUGCUGGUGCGUUCGCUGGGUGUCACUCAACUGGCUGUGGCUGUCAACAAGAUGGACCAGGUGAACUGGCAACAAGAGCGUUUCCAAGAAAUCACCUCCAAACUUGGACAUUUUCUCAAGCAGGCAGGAUUCAAGGAGUCUGAUGUUUUCUACAUCCCCACCAGCGGCCUGUCAGGAGAAAAUCUCGCCACCAGGAGUUCAGUUGCACAGCUCACCUCCUGGUACUCUGGUCCCAGCCUGCUGGAGCAGAUUGAUGCCUUCAAAUCUCCUCAGAGGUCUGUAGACAAACCUUUCAGACUGUGCGUCUCCGAUGUGUUCAAAGACCAGGGCUCAGGCUUCUGUGUUACAGGGAAGAUAGAGGCGGGUUAUAUUCAGACUGGUGACAGGAUACUGGCUAUGCCUCCUAAUGAAACCUGUACUGUCAAAGGAAUUACCCUUCAUGACGAGGCUCUGGACUGGGCUGCAGCAGGAGACCACGUCAGCCUCACUGUCACCGGCAUGGAUAUCAUCAAGAUCAAUGUGGGCUGUGUGUUCUGUGAUCCUAAGGAGCCUAUCAGAGUCUGCACUCGAUUCAGAGCCCGAAUCCUCCUCUUCAAUAUCGAGGUCCCCAUCACACAAGGCUUCCCAGUAUUGCUGCAUUACCAGACAGUUAGUGAGCCAGCCACCAUUAGGAAACUGAUCAGUGUCCUACACAAGAGCAGCGGUGAAGUGCUCAAGAAGAAACCAAAGUGUUUGAAUAAGGGUAUGAAUGCCAUUGUGGAGAUCCAGACCCAGAGGCCUGUUUCAUUAGAGCUGUACAAGGACUACAAGGAACUGGGUCGCUUCAUGCUGCGAUACGUCGGCUCCACCAUUGCUGCAGGGGUUGUCACUGAGAUUAAAGAAUGAAGGCCCAUUUCCACCAUUGCAGAGCCGGUGAGGCCUCGCUCUGGAGCCUGCAUGCAGCCAGAGACAAAGUGCAAUUCCUCAACGAAAAGUCACUCAUGGAUUCAGAGCGUCACAUUCAUCCAUCCAUCUCUCCACCCAGCGCAGUAGCUGCUUUCACUCGACAGCUCCUAUCAACACUAACUGCACAGAUAACCAACCAUGUGGGGCAGUGAUGUUGAGCACUCAGCUAACCCCUUCAAAACUUGACAUCUCUCUCUUACCAUUCACCUUUCUGCUCUCAAAUCUGUUUGAUCAAGCCAAAUCAAUUAUAUAAUCAGACUCUGGAGGACUAUCCAUAAACAUUGACAUUUCCACAGCUACUAAUUUCACUGUACUCUCCUUGAGGGAGCUCUUGGCUGGUCAUGAAUCUUGACUGAAAGAUUAAAAAAACCUGUUGUACUGUAGCAACCAGCACAGAUAGAUUAGCUGUGGUAUAAGGAUGACAUUUGCUUCCUGCUGUAUUUAAGGAGUGAAAGAACAAGUCCACCUCCUUCACUGUAUGCAAAAUCUAAUACGAGGAAUGAGGAUUCAUCCAGCAUCCAGUUUACACACUGCUGACCUGAAGUACCUAAUUGUAAGUUUAGACAGAAAGGAUAUGAGAAUAUAAUGUUAUGUGGGAGUUGAGGGUAAAAUCCUUAUUUUUUACCAUAAAUAUGUCUGCAUCUCAAAUUACAUAGCUAAGGGGAAAAGGUCUACAAAGAUAAUUAAAUGUUUACUCUAACCAAGGUAGAGUAGUUUGUGAACAAAAAAGGGAAGCUAAAACUUUGUCCUCCAUCUGGAGAAAGAGACAAAAUUCUCAUUUAUGUUGACUAAAGAUUACUUGAAAUGCUUCUAAGGGGAAAGCAGCAUAGUGGUUUUUGAAGGGCUUUUUUUCUUAAUAAGAAAGACUUAGCUGAAUGGCGGGUGGUCAAAGGAGCUGUAUUUCUUUUUUUCCAUGUGUCAAAUGAGACAUGUUGGUGAAGAUGGUGUGAAGAAAGAUGAUGCGAAAUGAACAUGACAUCUCUAGUA